Molecule: messenger RNA, 570 nt
Organism: Otolemur garnettii (small-eared galago)
Lineage: Eukaryota; Metazoa; Chordata; Mammalia; Primates; Galagidae
Gene: DUSP21
Product: dual specificity phosphatase 21
Exons: 1
Coding region: 1-570 (189 amino acids)
Biological process (GO): protein dephosphorylation
Molecular function (GO): MAP kinase tyrosine/serine/threonine phosphatase activity
Source: RefSeq, a predicted model, not a curated record
AUGACAACCUCCCCAAGUUCUCUUCCAUCUCAGGCUGGCCGGCAGCCCACCAUCCAUGGCCUCUCCCAGAUAACCAACAGCCUGUACAUCAGCAAUGGUGUGGCUGCCAACAACAAACACAUGUUGUCCAGCAAUCGCAUCACAACGGUCAUCAACGUGUCAGUGGAGGUGGCGAACACGUUCUUCGAGGAUAUUCAAUAUGUACAGGUACCUGUGGCAGACGUUCCCACCUCGUCCCUCUAUGACUUUUUUGACCCAAUUGCUGAUCACAUCCACAGCGUGGAAAUGAAGCAGGGCCGCACAUUGCUGCACUGCGCUGCUGGAGUGAGCCGCUCAGCUGCCCUUUGCCUUGCCUAUCUCAUGAAAUACCAUGCCAUGACUCUGCUGGACGCCCACACAUGGGCCAAGUCGUGCCGCCCCAUCAUUCGGCCCAACAACGGCUUUUGGGAACAGCUCAUCCAUUAUGAAUUCAAGCUGUUUAGUAAGAACACCGUGCACAUGGUCAACUCGCCGGUUGGUGUGAUUCCCGAUAUCUAUGAGAAAGACUUGAAUUUGAUGAUGCCGUUGUGA